AUGUGGCAGAUAUAUGAUAUCGCGAAAGUUAUACCAUAUCCUGAUUAUGAACCACCUUCUAAGUAUGAUGAUAUCGCGUUACUGGAGACCACGUCUAGAAUAAGAUACAACGCGGAAGUAGCCCCAGCAUGCCUGCAUAAGAGUCAUGACAUACCUGACAUCGCCGCGGCCGCCGGCUGGGUAGACCUCGCCAAUAAGCAACCCGUGCCUGAACACUUGCAAAUCGUGUAUAUGACAAAGUUCUCCGACGAGGAAUGCAGAAGACAGUUCCCACGACAUGAAUAUCAUCUUCAGAAGGGCUAUGACAACGUCACUCAAGCUUGCUACGCGGAUAUUUAUAAUUUUGGAGAUACUUGUGAGGGUGAAAGUGGCGGGCCUCUUCAAGUAAAGACGGAGAACUCCAAGAAGUCAGUUUGUGAACACACUAUAUUUGGCAUCACGUCCUUCGGGAAGACUUGUGGAGCUGGCGUACCAGGGAUGUAUACCAGGGUCUCACAUUACGUGCCCUGGAUCGAGAGCCAUACUAGGAGGCUUCCUUGA
This is a messenger RNA of Helicoverpa zea (corn earworm), 540 nucleotides long. RefSeq names its product granzyme C-like. Gene Ontology annotation, biological process: proteolysis. The transcript is spliced from 4 exons. Gene Ontology annotation, molecular function: serine-type endopeptidase activity. The coding region runs from base 1 to 540 and encodes 179 amino acids. NCBI's taxonomy places the organism in Eukaryota, Metazoa, Arthropoda, Insecta, Lepidoptera, Noctuidae. The record is from RefSeq and is a predicted model, not a curated record.